CAUCAUAGGGUUAUAUAAAUACAAGAGUCUCUGUUCUAUCAACAUAUCCAUCAACACAACAAAACUUCAUCUUUGAUUCUUGAUUUUGUAAAAAAAGAAAAAAAAAUGGGUGUUAUGGGGAAGAAACUUAGCUCACUAAAAUGCGAAGUGAGAGUAAUAGAAGCAAGAAACGUGGAGGUCAAGUCACAAGCUAGUACUCUGUUCGUUAGGUUCUAUCUCUCUGCAGGACAUAACAGAAAGAUAGAAAUAAACACAAGAGAGCUCCGUCAUAAAUCAGAAAGCCUCGUCUGGGAUCAAUCUUUUGGUCUCGAGUGUCAAGGCAACGAAGAAGCAGUCGAGGAACUGAAGCAACAAAGAGUCGUUUUCGAGUUAAGGAGGAGGAAAACACCAUCUUUCUUGAGGAAGUCGUCCAGAUCAGAGGUUGUAGGGAGAGGAGUGGUCUCAUGGGAAUCGGUUUUCGAGUCACGGGGCAUGGAGAUAGAGAGAUUUGUAGUGAUGGGUGGAUCUAAAACCCCAGCGUUUGGAGACGAGAGCCCUGCCUUGUUGAAGAUAGGUUUAAAAGUCCAAGCUAUAGAGACCAAGAAGAUGUUGAUCAACAAGAAAGAGAAGCUUUGUGGAUGUUAUAGUAGUAGUAGAGACUGUAAAAGCUGCAGCUGCUUAGAUUACGAAGCUUUUGUUUUAGCUUGUGCUCUAGAUUGUAUUUAAGAAAAACAGUUUUUUUGAUUCAAUUCAACACACAUCUCAAGUAAACAUAGU
Raphanus sativus (radish) is the source of this 756-nucleotide messenger RNA. RefSeq lists its product as uncharacterized. Lineage: Eukaryota; Viridiplantae; Streptophyta; Magnoliopsida; Brassicales; Brassicaceae. The record is from RefSeq and is a predicted model, not a curated record. The coding region runs from base 106 to 705 and encodes 199 amino acids. The transcript has a single exon.